UCCUAGAGUAGGGAGGUGGGAGGUGGCUGGCUGACUUGCUGAGGGACAGGAUGCUGGCCAUAAGGGGCCAAGGCCAGCCCUGCACCUGGGCCUCCUCCAGCCAGUGCUGACCAGGGGCUUCUCACCUGCUGACCAGCCAGGACGGGUCGAACAGGCCCUCCUCCUGUCCAUCUCAGCUCCAGACCGAAGGAAAUUCAGGAGGAUCACAGAGCCAUCAUGGAUCCUGACAGUGACCAACCCCUGAACAGCCCUGAUGCCACUGCCCCGGGCAAACCCCGCACUCCCCUGGAGACCUUCAAAAAGGUGGGGAUCCCCAUCAUCGCGGUACUGCUGAGCCUGGCGACCAUUGCCACUGUGGCAAUCCUCAUCAAGGUGAUUCUGGAUAAAUACUACUUCAUCUGCGGCCACCCCCUGCACUUCCUCCCGAGGUCACAGGUGUGUGAUGGACAUCCGGACUGUGCCUCGGGAGAGGAUGAGGAGCCCUGUGUCAAGGACUUUCCCGAGAGGCCUGCAGUGGGAGUCCGCCUUUCCAAGGACCGAUCCACCCUGCAGGUGCUGGACCCGACCACAGGGAACUGGGCUUCUGCCUGUUUCGACAACUUCACAGAAGCUCUGGCCAAGACAGCUUGUGGGCAAAUGGGCUACAACAGUCAACCCACUUUCAGAGCUGUGGAGAUUGGCCCAGACCAAGAUCUGAAUGUUGUUAAAGUGACAGAAAACAGCCAGGAGCUUCAGGUGCAGAACUCAAGUGGACCCUGUCUCUCAAGCUCCCUGGUUGCCCUGCACUGCCUUGCCUGUGGGAGGAGCCUGAAGGCUCCUCGGGUGGUGGGUGGAGAGGAGGCCUCUGUGGAUUCUUGGCCUUGGCAGGUCAGCCUCCAGUACAGUAAGCAACAUGUCUGUGGAGGAAGCAUCCUGGAUCCCCACUGGAUCCUCACGGCAGCCCACUGCUUCAGGAAUUACCGCGAUGUGUCCAAUUGGAAGGUGAGGGUUGGCUCAGACAAACUGAGCAGCUUCCCAUCCCUACCUGUGGUCAAGAUCUUCAUCACUGAGCACAACACUUUGUAUCCCAAAGAGAAGGACAUUGCCCUUGUGAAGCUACAGUACCCACUGACAUUCUCAGGCACAGUCAGGCCCAUCUGCCUGCCCUUCUUUGACGAGGAACUCGCUCCAGACACCCAACUCUGGACCGUUGGAUGGGGCUUUACGGAGCAGAAUGGCGGGGAGAUGUCUGACACACUGCUGCAGGCGUCAGUCCAGGUCAUUGACCACACACGGUGCAAUGCAGAGGAUGCUUACCAGGGAGAAGUCACUGAGACGAUGCUAUGUGCAGGCGUCCCAGGAGGUGGCGUGGACACCUGCCAGGGUGACAGCGGUGGACCCCUGAUGUACCAAUCCGUCCAGUGGCAGGUGGUGGGCAUCGUGAGCUGGGGCCAUGGCUGUGGGGGCCCGACUACCCCAGGAGUGUACACCAAGGUCACAGCCUUUCUCAACUGGAUCUACAGUGUGUGGAAGUCUGAGAUGUAAGGCUGCUGUCCCUCUGCAGUGUUGAAAGCUGCUGCUCUUCAGUCCUGUCCCCUGAGGAUCCCCCAGAAAUCCCACACUAGGGCUCAUCUCUUGGCCUGCAUCUCAGCAUUUCCUACAGCAACAAAGGGACUCCGUUUGCAAGACCCUCACACCUCAGAGGCACCCAGAAGGAAGUCAGCUGCCCUACCUCAGUCAGCCCCAAUGCUUCCAGAAUCCCAGGAAGAGAUGCAGCCCACUGAAUGGAGCCAGCUAUGGACUCAGAGGCACUGUUAACCAAGGAGGAACGUUCCCCCUCUACUGAAUGGAAGAAGCCUCUUUUGCAAGAACCCAGAUAACCAGGGCUGGAGAAGAGGAGAAGAGGGUCUGACUAGCCUUCUCCCUUCUCCUCCCAGUCCCAAGCCCACUGGAACAAGAGGCCAGGGGUAAUGGAAAUGCAUUGCCCUGCCAUUGGCAUGACUACUGUUGCCUACAGCUGCUAGUAUUGUUACUUCUAUGCGUCGUUGUCAUUAAACAGUGAAGUCUUUGGUACAUG
Messenger RNA from Sciurus carolinensis (gray squirrel), 2056 nucleotides. RefSeq names its product transmembrane serine protease 4 (gene Tmprss4). The coding region runs from base 217 to 1524 and encodes 435 amino acids. Gene Ontology annotation, cellular component: membrane. Gene Ontology annotation, biological process: proteolysis. The record is from RefSeq and is a predicted model, not a curated record. NCBI's taxonomy places the organism in Eukaryota, Metazoa, Chordata, Mammalia, Rodentia, Sciuridae. The transcript is spliced from 13 exons. Gene Ontology annotation, molecular function: protein binding; serine-type endopeptidase activity.